Messenger RNA from Paralichthys olivaceus (Japanese flounder), 1580 nucleotides. Lineage: Eukaryota; Metazoa; Chordata; Actinopteri; Pleuronectiformes; Paralichthyidae. The record is from RefSeq and is a predicted model, not a curated record.
AGUCGACUCAGGCGCUGCAGGCCCCGACUAGAGGUGGAACUCUGACUCGAGACAAAGAGAUCAAGAAAUUGAAUGAGGAGAUCGAGCGGCUGAAGAAGAAGCUGGCAGACUCUGAUAGGCUGGAGCACCAGCUAGAGGAGGCGGUUACCCUCAGACAGGAUUAUGAGAGCUCCGCCUCCAAACUGAAGAGUGUGGAGAGACAGGUGAAGACACUGAGGCAAGAGAAGGAGGAUGUCCAUAAGCAGCUGUCCGACUCUCUGGAGCGCCUGAGGAGUCACACGAAGGAGUUGAAGGAGGCUCACUCUCAGAGGAAGUUGGCACUGCAGGAGUUCUCAGAGCUGUCAGAGAGGAUGACCGAACUCCGUGCCUCCAAACAGCGUCUGUCCCGUCAGCUCCGGGACAAAGAGGAGGAGAUGGACGCCCUCCUGCACAAGAUGGAUGCCAUGAAACAGGAGAUCCGCAAGACUGAGAAGAACCGCAAGGAGCUGGAGGCUCAGCUGGACGACGCCAAGGCCGAGGCAUCAAAGGAGCGGAAGCUGAGGGAGCACAGUGAGGUCUACUCCAAACAGCUGGAGACGGAGCUGGAGAGCCUAAAGUCUCAGCAGGGUCGGGGAGCAGCCACCGGGGGGGCAGAGUCUCAGCAGGAGCUGUCCCGUCUGAAGGCGGAGCUUGAUAAGAAGAUUUUGUUCUAUGAGGAGGAGCUGCUGAGGAGAGACUCUGCCCACUCCUCAGAGAUCAAGAACCUCCGCAAAGACCUGCACGAGUCUGAGGGGGCACAGCUCGCUGCCAACAAGGAGCUGCUGCAGGUCCGAGACAAGCUGGACAAGGCCAAGAGAGACAGACAAACUGAGAUGGAUGAAGCUGUGGUGACGCUGAAGGGAAAUUUUGAGCGAGAGAAACAUCUGCUGACGGAAGAAAACAGGAAAAUGACAGUGGAGACAGACAAGUUGUGCGCGUUCGUGGACAAACUAACUGCUCAGAAUCGUCAGCUGGAGGAUGAGCUUCAGGAUGUGUCGUCGAAGAGAGAGAGUGUCGCUCACUGGGAGGCUCAGAUUGCUGAAAUCAUCCAGUGGGUGAGCGAUGAGAAGGAUGCUCGAGGUUACCUUCAGGCUCUGGCCACCAAGAUGACGGAGGAACUGGAAACACUACGUAGCUCCAACCUGGGGACCAGGCCUCUGGACCCGCUGUGGAAGGUGCGUCGCAGUCAGAAGUUGGACAUGUCGGCUCGUCUGGAACUUCAGUCGGCCCUAGACGCUGAGAUCAGAGCCAAACAGCUGGUUUUGGAUGAGCUGCGAAAAGUCAAAGCUGCCAACAUCAAUCUGGAGAGUAAGCUUAAGGAGUCUGAAGAGAGGAGUAGGGAGAUGGGGGAACAGAUGGAGAAUCUGAAGAAGGAGAUGGAGGACAGUCGCUCCCGUUCAGACAGAGGUCUGAAGCUUCCAGAUUUCCAAGACUCCAUCUUUGAAUAUUUCAACACGUCACCUCUGGCUCCAGACCUGACCUUCAGAACCUUAGAGAUAGACUGCAUCACCCAGAGAUCGGGGACCCUCUCCCCCUCACCCUCUACCACAUCUGAACACGAG